Molecule: messenger RNA, 828 nt
Organism: Sardina pilchardus (European sardine)
Lineage: Eukaryota; Metazoa; Chordata; Actinopteri; Clupeiformes; Clupeidae
Product: ubiquitin-like
Exons: 2
Coding region: 123-581 (152 amino acids)
Biological process (GO): protein ubiquitination; modification-dependent protein catabolic process
Cellular component (GO): cytosolic small ribosomal subunit; nucleus; cytoplasm
Molecular function (GO): protein tag activity; structural constituent of ribosome; ubiquitin protein ligase binding
Source: RefSeq, a predicted model, not a curated record
GGGAGGGUCAUCAUCAGCAAGCUAUAAAACAAGGACAAAAACGUUAUACCCUAGUUUCUGCAGAAUUAUCAUCUGACAAGCAGGACAAGCAGGACCAACUAAGAAAACCAAACAUUGCAAGAAUGCAGCUCCAGGUCAAAUUUCUGAACGGCGAGACCUACCCCCUGGAGGUGAGCCCAAGUAUGACCGUUAGAGAUCUAAAGAAACGCAUCCAGCUGCUGAGUGGCGAUGCACCUGCGCGUCUGAAGCUCAACGCCAACGGGACCAACUUCAGCAAUGAUUCCAGUACACUCAGUGCCAUCGGCUUGCAGUCUGGUCCCAUCAUGGCUCUGGUACAGGAUCCCGCACCUAUCCAGGUGUUCCUAAAGAACGAUAAGGGUCUGAUAAAAACCUAUGACGUGGUGCCAGGUGAAACAGUCACCGAAUUCAAAAGCAAGGUCUACAACAAGGAGAAGGUUCCAGUGGAGCAGCAGAGACUGAUCUACAAUGGCAAACAGCUGGAAGAUCGACGAAAGCUGGAGGACUAUGGCAUUGAGUCAGGGAGCACCAUCCAUCUCAUGCUCCGACUCAGAGGAGGUUGAUUUGAAAAUGGACAGGAUCUAUUUAAUUUAAAACGAUUCAUUCCGACAAUUAAUGUUUUUAUUUAUUAUGAACUAAGCCCAUUCAGCCUGUAAUGAAAGAAUAUGAAAGAAGUUCAUUCUACUUCUGGAUUCUUCUGCACUUCCCUUUUUUCUGUUGUUUGUUUGCGUUUUGGCUGUGUUACUGUGGACACCAGUGUAAUUGCAUUGCACCAGUGUAAUUCAUUAGUCUUGAAUAAACAUUAUGUAA